Nymphaea colorata (pocket water lily) is the source of this 3598-nucleotide messenger RNA. Its product is annotated as pentatricopeptide repeat-containing protein At1g05670, mitochondrial. The coding region runs from base 9 to 2234 and encodes 741 amino acids. Gene Ontology annotation, molecular function: protein binding. Lineage: Eukaryota; Viridiplantae; Streptophyta; Magnoliopsida; Nymphaeales; Nymphaeaceae. The record is from RefSeq and is a predicted model, not a curated record. The transcript is spliced from 2 exons.
CAAUCAUUAUGCAAAAGCUCGCACCAUUCUCUCUUGCGCAGCCACCAGCCAUCUUUUCCGGCUUCCCGCAACUCCUCCUCCAUGGAAUCCGAACGUCCGCAAACCACCAUGACUUCUCGUCAACAAGACCUUUCCCUGAUUACUCUCCAAAGAAGCCUACCAUCAGGGACGAGGAAGUCGUGCACCAAAUCUCGACCACCAUCAAGCUCCGUCGGUCGGAGCCCUUGGUUCAAGUUCUGAAACCAAUAGAAACGCGUUUCCGGGCCGACCAUCUCAUUUGGGUACUCAUCAAAAUAAGGCGGGAUUUCAGAUUAGCGAUGGAUUUCUUCAACUGGGCGCGAGCUCGAAGGCGACUCUCUGCUGAAGCUCGCUGCAUCAUCAUACACAUUGCUCUGGCUUGCAAGAAACCGAAGGCCGCGUAUCAGUUCGUAAGGGAAUUCGUUUCGGAAUGUGACAACGAUGUCGAUUCCUUGGAUCAUUUUGUCGACAAGGUCAUUUAUACCUACAAGGAAUGGGGCUCGAACCCUCUGGUUUUCGACAUUUUCUUCAGAGUUCUUGCCGAGUUCGGGAUGGUGGAAGAUACCUUGAAAUUUUUCGAACGCCUUCUGAAUUAUGGCUACCUCAUCUCUACUGAUUCGUGUAAUUUCAUCCUCGUUCAUCUCGUUAAGACGGGCAAAAUCGAACUCGCGAACAAGGUUUUCAAUGAAUUGGCCGAAGAGGGUGUCUGUUGGAACACCGAAUCCUACAAUAUCAUGAUUCAUGGCGUAUGCAAAUCCGGAAAUUUAAGCGACGGCCGCGAACUUCUUAUCAGAAUGGAGGCGAAUGGAUGCUCACCAGACGUCAUCAGUUACAGUACGAUAAUCGAUGGGUAUUGUCGAUGUGGGGAGCUUCAGAGUGCCUUAGAAAUCAUGAAGGAAAUGACUGAUCAAGGUCUGAGGCCCAACGCCUUCACUUACUGUAGCGUGAUGGUUGUUCUUUGCAAAAACAAAAGAAUGGUUGAAGCAAAGGAGCUUCUGAGGGAAAUGAUGAACAAUGGGAUCGUUCCAGACAGUGUCGUUUACACGGCAUUGAUAGAUGGAUUCUGCAAAGACGGAAAUCUACGGGAGGCUUACGAACUAGUUGACGAAAUGAAGCAGCGGGUGAUGGAGUUGGAUGUUGUGGCUUACACAGCAUUAAUGAGCGGAUUGUGUCGAGUUGGGAAGAUGGUAGAGGCGGAAGACCUUUUCCAGGAAAUGAUUCGUAAGGGGAUUAAUCCAGAUGAGGUUGCCUAUACUUCUCUUGUUGAUGGAUACUGCAAGCAGCAUAAGAUGAAGGAGGCAUUUCACCUCCAUAGCCAAAUGUUGCAGGAAGGUCUGGCUCCUAACAUUGUUACAUACACUGCACUAGCAGAUGGCUUGUGUAAAAAGGGAGAGGUGGAGACAGCUAAUGAGCUUUUGCAUGAGAUAUCAAGCAGGGGGAUGCAGCUUAAUGUCUGCACAUACAAUUCGCUUGUCAAUGGUUUGUGUAAAGCAGGGAACUUAGAGGAGGCAAGAAAGCUCAUGGCAGAAAUGAAGGGUGCAGGGAAAUUUCCUGAUGCCGUUACAUACACCACUUUAAUGGAUGCAUAUUGCAAGUUGGGAAUGAUAGAAGAAGCCUAUAAUUUCCUCAAAGACAUGCUUGACGAAGGCCUUCAACCAACAGUCGUGACUUUCAACGUGCUAAUGAAUGCUUACUGUGCAUCUGGGAGGCUGGAAGAUGGUAGGCAUCUCUUGAACUGGAUGGUGCAGAAACAUAUCAUGCCAAAUGCUACCACUUAUAAUUCUAUGCUCAAGUUACACUGCAUCAACAGUGAUAUGCGGGCGUCGAGUCAAAUUAUCAAAGAGAUGCGGGAAAUGGGUGUACAGCCUGAUGAGAAUACGUACAACAUAUUGAUAAAGGGGCAUAGUAAAGCUAGGAACAUGAAGGAGGCAUGCUAUUUCCAUGGUGAAAUGGCUAAUAAAGGACUGAAACUUAGAGCUAGUACUUAUAAUGCUCUCAUCAUCGGACUCUGCAAAAGACGGAGAGUAGCUGAAGCCAUGAGAUUACUAGAAGAGAUGAGAAUGAAUGGUCUUAUCCCUGAUCGAGAUGUUUACAACAGAUUUAUUGAUCUGAGUUACCAUUAUGGUGACAUGGAAUUGACGCUUGAGCUCUGCGAUGAAGUAGUAGAGAAAUGCCUGACAGGCAAGGAGCAUCAGGAAAAUUCAUAUGUGGCGUGAUUGAAGGUUGUGGUUCUAAGUUUGCAGGAAAGAGUUCGUGCCUUCAAAUGAGACCAUAUCUGAAGAGGUUGCUUCAUCAUCGGCCAAUAAGAGCUAAGGUUCUCAAAGGGACCUUUUGUGCAGUUGCUGAAUCAGGUUAUUUUAUCAGAUCCAACUCAUGUUCGCCACUCUUAGUGAGUUGCAACUUAAUAUUUUCAGGGACCUUAUGCAUCAUAUAGGUUCAUUAUUGGCUGAAUUUAGAAAUAUUUAUUAGUCAGAGUUUUAAACUUUUAACCGUACCUGGAUUGCCAUUUGUUUACCUCUAUUAUUUUUUUAUUUUCCAUUAAUUCUAUUUUUGUGGUGUGCUAGGCAAGAUGGGAUUUGAAAUUUUGAACCUGCGAUCCCAUAUGAUGUGCCUCUUGCCUGUUCAGAUAGAACUGAUGCCUUUGGUGAGUCAAAUGAAAAGGCAUUGGGAAGCUGCAAGAAAGUAUAUUUCACAUCCUGUGGCCCAAGGCUUCUAAGUACAGAGUCAAUUCAAGAGGACCUUUUCAGCAUCUUGAGAGUGGGUGCAUCUGUCUCGGCAAUGACUUGAGGAAGGGUUGUAGAAUACAGCUAGACUCAAUUUUUGGCUUCAUGGCUGGGUGCUGCAGCAACGAGAAGAUUCAUCAUAAAUCAUGUCCAUGCUCUUACUGUUAACUCUACUCUCAAGAAGAUUCCGGUUGAGUAUGAGGAAAGUUAGUGAAGAUGCAGAAUGCUGCCCUUUUUCGUCCGGCUUGUUCUAAAUAAAUGAGGUUGAAUCUAAUGCAACAUAUACUAUGUUCCGAGACCAGGAUUUGGUGCUUGCAGUUGGUAGAGCAGCAGAGCAAUUAUCAGUUGUUUGAAAAGCAGAUGCCUUCUGGGCAUGUUCAGAGUAGUUAUCAGUUGUUAGAAAAGCAGACACCUUCUGAAGGGCUCAUAGCACUAGCACAAACUUCCUUUGUUUAGAUAUCAGGGAGAUUCUUUCUAUGAGAUAUGAUCCAAAGAUAUCUAUAGGCCUUCUCGGAUGCUAUAAAAUUCCUUUCUUCCGGAGAUGGUGGAUAUUACACCAUGGUGAAUAGUCUGCAAGGUGAAGAAAAAAAAUCAUAGAUGGUGAAAAGAAGGCGACUCAUUUAUGUGCAUGAAGCUGUGAAGGAGCCGUUACCAGGCUGUGGGAAAAAUAAGUUCUGUUCUGCAAUAGUGCAUUCCGUAGUCCUUAGAGUUUUGUCGUGUUGUUGGUGGCCCUUGAGUAGGGAGAAAAAUAAGUGGCUGACAAUGAGCUCAUGCAAAAAAAAUGUCCAUAACAAAACAGAUUUUUGAAUGAAAUUCACUUACCAUCUUAAUGGAGGAAGUAUUGAUAGUUUCCUUCA